GUGUCAGUUUUGCAGUCAAUUCUGUGUCAGGCUUUCAGCAGUCCUUGCUGUUUCAAAUAACAUGUUGGAUCAUGCAAAUGAAUUUUCAGCGUUACUGAAUGAAAGUGCCAAUAUCAAUGCUGUUUGGGCAUCACUUAUUGUUGAAGAAUGUGCAAGACUUGGUUUGACGUAUUUUUGUGUUGCUCCUGGAUCUAGAUCUUCCCCACUUGCUGUUGCUGCUUCAAGUCACGAGUCAAUCACAUGUAUUUCGUGCUUUGAUGAGCGUUCACUUGCAUUUCAUGCAGUUGGAUAUGGAAGAGGAUCUCACAUUCCAGCAGUAGUCAUAACAUCAUCAGGCACUGCAGUUUCAAACCUUCAUCCGGCUGUUGUGGAGGCAAGUCAAGAUUUUGUUCCACUUAUUUUACUUACAGCAGAUCGACCUCCAGAGAUGCUGGAUUGUGGGGCAAACCAAGCAAUUGAUCAGGUCAACCAUUUUGGUUCUUUUGUGAGAUUUUUCUUUAAUCUUCCUCCACCCACAGAUCAGAUUCCUGCAAAGAUUGUACUUACUACUCUUGAUUCUGCUGUACAUCGGGCAACUUCUUCACCGUGUGGUCCAGUGCAUAUUAACUGCCCUUACAGAGAGCCUUUGGAAAGCAGUCCCCGCAAAUGGUUGUCAAGCUGUUUAAAGGGAUUAGACUUCUGGAUGACUAAUGCUGAACCAUUUACCAAGUAUAUUCAUAUGGGAUUGUCUAAUACUUGUAAAAGUGCUUCUGGCGAAAUGAUUGAAGUUUUAAAUCUGAUAAUAAGGGCCAAGAAUAGUCUUCUACUAUUUGGUGCAAUCCAUACAGAAGAUGAGAUGUGGGCUGCUCUGCUUUUGGCUAAACACCUCCAGUGGCCUGUUGUAGCAGAUAUCUUGUCAGGGCUGCGGUUGAGAAAGCUUUUAACUUCUUUUCCUGAUAUUGAAAGAAACUUUACAUUUGUAGAUAAUCUUGAUCAUGCUCUGCUCUCAGAUUCAGUCAAGGCCUGGUUAGAGAUUGAUGUGGUUAUUCAGAUAGGAAGCAGGAUAACUAGCAAACGAAUCUGUCAAAUUCUUGAGGGCUGUGCUCCUUUUUCAUAUAUUAUGGUUGACAAGCAUCCAUUUCGUCACGAUCCGUCACAUAUUGUAACCCAUCGGAUACAAACUACCGUUUUUGAUUUUGUGGGUUGUUUACUUAAGGCUACAGUUCCACAUACAAGGAGCAUGUGGUGUACUUCCCUGCAAUUGUUGAGUAAAAUGGUUGAAUGGCAGAUGCAUUUUCAAAUAACUGCUGAGUGCUCCCUAACUGAACCUUAUGUUGCACAUGUGAUGUCAGAAGCUCUUUCCUCUGAGUCUGCUCUUUUUCUUGGUAACAGUAUGCCUAUUCGUGAUGCAGAUAUAUAUGGACAUAGUUGGUCCAUAUGCAGUCAUAGUGUCACAUCUCUCUUGUUGAAUUCAGACCUACCAAUUAACUUGACGAGGGUGGCUGCUAAUAGGGGGGCUAGUGGUAUUGACGGGUUACUUAGCACAGCCAUUGGUUUUGCUGUUGGAUGCAACAAAAGAGUGUUCUGUGUAAUUGGAGAUAUUUCUUUACUGCAUGAUACAAACGGUCUGACAAUUUUGAACCAGCGGAAAUUGCGGAAACCAAUGACGAUUCUUGUGGUAAAUAAUCAUGGAGGUGCAAUUUUCAGUCUUCUUCCUUUGGCAGAUAAAGUUGAACCCAAUAUACUGCAUAAAUAUUUCUACACCUCUCAUAACAUUUCAAUCCGUGAGUUAUGCAUGGCACAUGGCAUCAAACAUUUACAUGUGAAGACAAAGGCAGAAUUUAAAGAAGCUUUGUGUGUAGGUCAACAUGAGCAGAUGGAUUGUAUGGUUGAAAUUGAGAGUUCCAUUGAUGCCAAUGCCAAUUUUCACAGCAUUUUGAAAAAAUUCGCUCUGCAAACUGCACAAGACACCAUAAGAUUCCUCUCAGUGCUUUUUGGUGAAGGCUCUACAAAAGAUGAGUUCUGUUUAUACAAAAUUCGAAAAAUAGAGUGUUCAAAAUAUAGAAUUGCACUAAGUGGUCCACCAACAUCAGCAUCUGUUGGUGAGAGUUGUAUGAAUUUCUAUAGAGAAGGAUUUAUUUUAUCUUUAAUUCUUGCGGAUGGAAGUGUUGGUUUUGGUGAGAUUGCACCUCUCGAGAUCCACAAGGAAAGUCUGGUAGAUGCAGAGUAUCAACUUAGGUUUCUUACUCAUGUCAUGGAACAGGUUGAUUUUAGUUGCUUCCUGUCACUAUUGAAGGGCUCAUUUUCAUAUUGGAUAUGGAAUGAAUUGGGCAUCUUGCCAUCUUCUAUUUUUCCUAGUGUCAGAUGUGGUUUGGAAAUGGCUAUCCUCAAUGCCAUAGCUGAUGCAAAAGGCUCCAACUUGUUGAGCAUACUCCAUCCCCCAACAAAUAAGAACGACAAAUGUGAAAGGUCAUUAGCAGUUCCAAUUUGUGCAUUGAUUGAUUCAAAUGGUUCUCCAACUGAAGUAGCUAAUGUUGCUGCCACUCUAGUUGAGGAAGGAUUUUGUGCAAUUAAGCUGAAGGUAGCACGUGGGGGUAAUCCAAUGCAGGAUGCAGCAAUAAUUCAAGAAGUGAGAAAAAAAGUUGGUUGCCAGAUUAUCAUCCGUGCAGAUGCAAAUCGAAAUUGGACUUAUGAAGAAGCUAUGGAAUUCAGCUCUUUGAUUAAGGAUUGUAACCUGCAGUAUAUUGAGGAACCUGUUCAGGAUGAAGAUGAUAUUCUCAUGUUUUGUCAAGAAAGUGGCUUACCUGUUGCCCUGGAUGAAACCAUAGAUAAAAUUCAAGAAAAUCCCAUGGAAAAGCUAGUGAAGUUUACUCAUCCUGGAAUAGUUGCUGUUGUUAUCAAGCCAAGUGUUGUUGGUGGAUUUGAGAAUGCCGCAUUAAUUGCACAAUGGGCACACCAGUUGGGGAAGAUGGCUGUUGUCAGUGCUGCAUUUGAAAGCAGUCUGAGUCUCUCUGCAUAUACUCAGUUUUCUAGUUAUCUUGAAAUACUGAGUUUAGGUACAUUCAAAGUGUUAGAUGAUAAGGCAGCACCGUCUGUAGCUCAUGGCCUAGGGACCUAUCGUUGGCUUAAGGAAGAUGUGACACCUUAUCCUCUUUUGAUUGGUCGUAAUCCACAUAGUGGUUUUGUUGAAGCAUCUGUGGCAAAUGCUAGUCAGUUGCUACAUGAUUUUCAAGUCAACCAGAAUGUCAUCUGUAAUAUCACUACUGAGCAGCAAGUUCGUCGGUACCAAUUGAAAGUAGAACUUACCAAUUUGUCUUGUUCUUUUGAAGUUCACGAGACUGGCCUAAAAUCAACGGAUAAUGUACUAGUAUUUCUUCAUGGUUUUCUUGGAGCUGGUGAAGAUUGGAUAACUAUCAUGAAGACCUUUUCUGGAUCAGCAAGAUGCAUUUCAGUUGACCUUCCUGGUCAUGGAAAAUCGAUAUUACAUUGUGCAAUGGCUGCUGGUGAGGAACCCUGUUUGUCACUGGAGAUAAUUGCUGAGAUAUUACAUAAACUAAUUCAUCAUAUAGCUCCAGCAAAAGUUACAAUAGUUGGGUAUUCAAUGGGAGCAAGGAUUGCUUUGUAUAUGGCACUGAGAUUUAGCAGUAAGACAAAGGGAGCUGUCUUAAUAUCUGGAAGCCCUGGAUUAAAAGAUAAAUUAUCAAGAAAAACUCGUGCAGCUAAGGACGAUGCUAGAGCCCACUCUGUUGUUGCGCAUGGUUUACAACUUUUUCUCAGUUCCUGGUAUGCAGGAGAGCUGUGGAAAAGCUUAAGGAGCCAUCCCCAUUUCAAUCGAAUCAUUGCUAGUCGUUUGCAGCACAAUGACAUGCGGAGUCUUGGCCAAAUGCUGUCUGGAUUAAGCAUCGGAAGGCAGCCGUCGUUGUGGGAAGAUUUGCCGAAUUGCAGAGUACCGCUUCUUAUCAUACACGGAGAGAAGGAUAUGAAAUUUAAGAAAAUUGCACAAGAAAUGAUGAAUGCAAUAUGCUCUGGAUUGGGGAGUCAGCAUGAAAAAGGGAAUGACAUGCAUGAGUUGGUUGAGGUUCCCAACUGUGGGCAUGCUGCCCAUUUGGAGAAUCCUCUUCCUAUCAUUGCAGCCUUGAGGCAAUUCAUGACAAGAUUAUGAAAGGUUUAUUGUCCAGUCAGAGGAUCAAAACAUGAUGUAAUAUCUUUUCAAGAUGUAACCUGUUAAUUAUAACAGCUUUAUGCAAGUUCAGAAUUACCUUGAACGCUAUGCUGGCUCUAACUUCCGUAGUAAUUGUUCUUUUAAAGUUCAGUGUUUAUUAUUUGGAUUUUAUUAUGAGACUAGAUAGAUUGGAGUGCAUAUUAUUGUAACACAGCAUACAACUGCAUAAGUAGGUUUAUUUAGAUGAACUAGAAAAUGUUUUAAUGGGAUCUAAAUCCCAUAU
This is a messenger RNA of Gastrolobium bilobum, 4424 nucleotides long. Its product is annotated as protein PHYLLO, chloroplastic. Gene Ontology annotation, molecular function: thiamine pyrophosphate binding; 2-succinyl-6-hydroxy-2,4-cyclohexadiene-1-carboxylate synthase activity; 2-succinyl-5-enolpyruvyl-6-hydroxy-3-cyclohexene-1-carboxylic-acid synthase activity. The record is from RefSeq and is a predicted model, not a curated record. The coding region runs from base 62 to 4141 and encodes 1359 amino acids. Lineage: Eukaryota; Viridiplantae; Streptophyta; Magnoliopsida; Fabales; Fabaceae. Gene Ontology annotation, biological process: amino acid catabolic process; menaquinone biosynthetic process. The transcript has 21 exons.